Messenger RNA from Fraxinus pennsylvanica, 912 nucleotides. The record is from the annotation of a GenBank genome assembly. NCBI's taxonomy places the organism in Eukaryota, Viridiplantae, Streptophyta, Magnoliopsida, Lamiales, Oleaceae.
AUGAUUUGGAAUAGAGGAGAAACCAUUGGGAGAGGAGGGUUUGGCCUCGUGUCGAUAGCUAACGUACAACAACAGAGUUGCGAUCAAUUUCCACACGUUAUCGCUGUCAAAACUGCAAAAGUUUCUGCAUCGGAUUCGCUCGUUAAAGAGAAGAAGUUACUUGAUGUAUUCAAUGGCUGUCCCUCUAUCCUUCAUUGUUUUGGGGAGGAUGUUACCACGGAAGAAGGCGAGGAACUAUACAACAUAAUGCUCGAAUAUGCGGCCGGAGGAUGUCUAGCAGAUCGGACUAUUGGUAAAGGCUUGCCGGAGAACAUUGUGAGACAGUACACAAAAUCCAUGCUCAUUGCCUUGAGCCAUGUUCAUAAGCUUGGAUAUGUUCAUUGUGAUAUAAAGCCACACAAUGUAUUACUCGUAGUUGAUUCUUUACGUUCAAGAAAGAAGGGGGUCGGAGAAAUCGCUAAGUUGGCAGACUUUGGGAGUGCAAAGAAGAUCAAAGAUGACGAAGAUAACAAGGAAUUCAGGGGUACUGUUUUAGACGCGGCGCCAGAGUCCAUUAUCCAUCAAGAAUAUCAGCCGGAGUCGGAUAUUUGGGCAUUAGGGUGCACCGUGUUGCAUAUGAUUACAGGAAAAUCACCGUGGAAAGUCAAGAAAGAAGACAAGGCAGAGGACGUUUUAUUCAAGAUUGGUUGCAGUGAAGAAUUGCCCAAGAUUCCGAGGUUCCGAAGGUUUCUUCGGUUCCUAAUUCUGAAAAAAUGCUUGAUCAAGAAUCCCAAGGCGAGAUGGACGGCUGAUAUGCUAUUAUCUCACCCUUUUGUACGUGACUUCCAUCAACAACAUUCGCAUCACUUUUCCAAGUUAUUUCGCGGCUGUUUGUCAAUGCAUCAUUUACACAACCGUGUCCAUGUAAAUUGA